Ictidomys tridecemlineatus (thirteen-lined ground squirrel) is the source of this 2843-nucleotide messenger RNA. RefSeq names its product F-box/WD repeat-containing protein 12. Lineage: Eukaryota; Metazoa; Chordata; Mammalia; Rodentia; Sciuridae. Gene Ontology annotation, molecular function: protein binding. Gene Ontology annotation, cellular component: cytoplasm. The record is from RefSeq and is a predicted model, not a curated record.
UUGGGAGCCCCCAAGCCAAGGAAUCCAGGUUGCCCCUAGGAGCUGGGAAUGGCUUUCCACUGGCAGUCAGUAGGGAAAUGGAAACUUCAUUCUUAAAACCAUGAGAAACUGAAUUGUGCAAACCUUAAUAACCAAGAAAAUGAAUUCUAUCCUAGAACCUGCAGUAAGGAAUGCAGCCCACCUGAUACCUUGAUUUGGGCCCAAUAAGACUCAAACCAAACUUCUGAUCUACAGCUGUUAAGAUAAUAAUUGUUGUUUUAACAGGACACAAGGUUGUGGUAACUUGUUAAGGCAGUAAGGCGGUAAUAGAAAUAUACCCACCUUGACUUUUAGUUGACCUUAAACUUGAUAAUUAACCUCAUGCUUACCCUGAUCUGGCAUCUAAUUCAACUGGACCCUGACAUUGUCUUCAUGUUGAACCUGAAUCUGACACUAACCCUAAUCCUGAACGUUAAAUACAUGGUUAUCCUGGAUAUUUACCAUCAGCCUAGAUCCAACUCUCUGCCUUAGUUCACCCUGACAGUGACCAUCAUCCUGAUCCUGACCUACCCUAUUCUUAAACUUCACCUUAACCAUGAAUUGAACUUAACCUUCACCCUGUCACUGACUCUGACCCGCACCAGAACUCCAAUCCUGAUCAUGACCCCCACACUUUAUCAUGACCUUAACCUGAUUUAGAAAUUAACCCUGGCCAUAAAACUUCCUUCACAUUGAUUUUGAUCUUGAAUGAUUCUAACUAUAACCAUGGCCCUGACCUCUCACCAUCAUCCUUCACCUGCCACAUACUUCACCCUAGACUAGAUACACCCUCAUUCUGAUUGUUACCCUCAUUGCUUUGUCCCUGGCCAUACUCUUACAUACCAGCAAUGACCCCGGAACUUGAACUUGACCUUGACUGUCGCCCCAAACUUUACCCAUAAGCUGAAUCUGAUCUGAACCCGGCAAGAUCCAGGACCAAGACAGUGUUAUGUCCAGGAUCAGUACCCAGACUAGGACAAGGAAGGGUCAAGGUGGAGGAAACUGCCCCUGCAUGGAUGAGGACCAGUCCCAAAGAUUUGGAAUGAAGUUUCAAUGACCACGGAACUCUGGAGGCAGCUGUGUUUGAGGCGUUGGUCCUGCCCCACGGUCCUGGGCACACAGACAUGGAAACAGUACUACCUCUGCCGGUCCGAGUUGGAGUUCCGAAUGGAGACUGGGCGGCCAGAGAAGGACUUCAUUUGCAAAGCAGUUUUUGGACACACGGGAGAGAUAAAUAAGCUGGCUUACAUCUCAACCAACGAGCACCAGUUUGACAGAAAGAAGUCUGUGGUUUGCACUGUGUCCUCAGACUGCACUGUCCGUGCCUGGGACUUGCAUGAGGGCACGGAGAUCUGGUCCAGCCCUCUGCAGCCUGCUCCUCUGGUGAAUUUGGUGACCUAUCCUCAGCUGCAGCUGGUUGCUACUGUGGACCAGCAGGGAUUGAUCAAAGUGUGGAAAGCAGAGACUGGGUGGGAGUGGGCCUCCUUCUGCCUGCCUACCUCCUGCUCUGCAGUGGAGGCCUGUGACCAUCCAGAGGGUUCUUUUCUGCUGGUGGCUUGUGCUGAAGGGACUCUCUACACACUGACAGUGCCUCAGCUGCAGGUGGUCUCCAAAGUGACUUUGUUUCCCAGUCCCUUUGUGAGCCUCCUCUGCUCUCCUGACCGACAGUGGCUGUUUGCAUCUGCACACAAUUCAGACCUAGGCCCAAAGGUGUUCUACACUCAGUCCUUGCUGCACCCAUCGGAAGAUGAACUUCCUGUUUCUACCACCCUCACUGUCCGGUUGAGUUCCAAAGCCUGCUGGGCCCCUGAUGAAGCUGCCAGGCUGAUUGUUAUGCACAGAAAUGGCAGUGUCAGACAGCUGGUUGUCACUACCUUUGAGUUAAAAGCCAUGAAAUCCAGGGACAGAGUGAGCAUUCUGGCACAACAGAUGGCCAGUUUCCUCUUGCCAGACGCCUUGAUGCCUCCUCACCUCAUGCAGAGCCAUGGCUCUCAGGUGAUCCUGCUGACCUCUGGGUCAGAACUGGUUCUCUUCACCAUACAUGGUCUGCAGCUUGAGGCCUUCCAGGACCACCAGAAGCCCAUCACAGCCCUAUGGGUGGGCCCAGAGCGAGUCAUCACCUCUUCCUUGGACCUCUCUCUGCGUGUCUAUACGUGGAAUAAGAAAAGUAACUUCCCAGCCCUCAAGAGCUGCUAUCACUUGCUUGGGGGAUCCCACAGAUGGGCCAGAGGAUUUAGUCAUGUGGAAAGUGACAUCAUGAGCAUUGUGGGUGUGGAAGCCAGAAGCAACGGAACAAGUAUUCUGAGAUCAUAUUGCUUCAAAGUUCAGUGUGGCCAAGAAGCUUGCACCGGUUGAAGCUAUCUCACUUUGGGAAAGAGCCUGCGUGGCAUAUAAAAACUAAUGAUGUUAUCAGUGUUGGGAAAGGAGAGUCCUUCUCACAUAUUUACUGUGUGUCAAGUGCACUGUGCUCUGUGACUUUUAAAUCCUCUCAUAACAGGCCAAUGAAGUAGGUACUAUCUUCUUUGUUUUUCAGACAAGGAAAAUAAAAUACAAAAGGUGAGUAAUUAGCCAUUAUUAUCCCCAUUUCCAGAUGCUAAGCAACAUGCCCAAGAUUUUUCAGAUUAUUGGUGGCAGACAGGAGUUGAAUAAAAUUCUGAGGGUACCAGAAAGCCCAUAAUUAAAUUAUUAGGAUUAUAAGGGUUUAUUUUAUCUGAAUAUACCAUGAACUGAGUAUUUUUAAUUCUAAAUUCUGUUUUAUGUGCUUUAGACACGUUAGUUCUUGCUGUCACAUAGAUGGAUUUGUGGUACCCUGUUAUAUAACCCUA